AUGCUCACAAGACUACUUAUAAAGCUUGUAUUUUCUUCAUUGGUAAAAGCUAUUGUAUCUGUAUCGUCGGAGGAUGGAGAUGAAGAUGAAUUACUACCAGUUCCAGAUCUACCAAAUAAAGGUGACCCACUUGUAGGAGACCCGGAUGUUGAUCUCAGCCCCGUUACAGAAGAGAUGUUUUCAUCAUGGGCAUUAUUCAUUAUGUUAUCCUUGUUGAUCUUUGCGUUAUGGUCUAGUUAUUACUUAACACAAAAGAAAAUCAGAGCUGUUCAUGAGACCGUUCUUUCUAUCUUUUACGGUAUGGUCGUAGGAUUGAUUCUGAGAAUGACACCUGGUCACUAUAUUCAAAGUUCUGUCACAUUCAAUUCAUCAUAUUUUUUUAAUAUUUUAUUACCACCUAUCAUUCUAAAUUCAGGAUAUGAACUGAAUCAAGUGAAUUUUUUCAAUAAUAUGUUAUCAAUUUUAACUUUCGCAAUACCCGGUACAUUUAUAUCGGCUUGUGUUUUAGGUAUAAUCCUUUUUAUUUGGACAUCAUUAGGUCUAGAGAGUGUGGAUAUAUCAUUUGUUGAUGCAAUGUCUGUAGGUGCGACAUUAUCUGCUACUGACCCUGUUACGAUUUUAUCUAUUUUCAAUGCUUAUAAAGUGGAUCCAAAGUUAUAUACCAUUAUUUUCGGUGAAUCAUUGUUAAACGAUGCUAUUUCUAUUGUUAUGUUUGAAACUUGCCAGAAAUUUCGUGGUCAACCAGCUACUAUUAGUUCGAUAUUUGAAGGUAUUGGUUUAUUUCUAAUGACAUUUUCUAUUUCCUUAGUAAUUGGGGUAUUUAUUGGUAUAUUAGUCGCAUUACUUUUGAAACAUACACAUAUAAGAAGAUUCCCUCAAAUUGAAAGUUGUAUUAUAUUAUUAAUUGCAUACCAAUCAUAUUUCUUUUCUAAUGGUUGUCACAUGUCUGGUAUCGUUUCCUUAUUAUUCUGCGGAAUCACCUUGAAGCACUAUGCUUAUUAUAACAUGUCUAGAAGAACCCAAUUGACUAUAAAAUAUAUAUUCCAAUUGCUGGCUCGACUUUCAGAAAAUUUCAUUUUCAUUUACUUGGGUCUAGAAUUAUUUACUGAAGUUGAACUAGUUUAUAAACCAAUGUUGAUUAUUAUUACAGCGAUCUCAAUCUGUAUUGCUCGUUGGUGCGCUGUAUUCCCUCUUUCUCGUUUUGUUAAUUGGUUAUACAGGGUCAAAGCCCAGAGGGCCUCUAACAUCACUCUAGGAAGCAAUGUCGUGAUUUCUGACGAAAUUCCAUAUAAUUAUCAAGUAAUGACAUUCUGGGCUGGUCUAAGAGGUGCUGUUGGUGUGGCAUUAGCACUGGGUAUUCAAGGUGAAUUCAAAUUUACAUUGUUGGCUACUGUUCUAGUCGUAGUCGUACUUACAGUUAUCAUAUUCGGUGGUACAACUGCAGGUAUGCUAGAGGUGUUAAAUAUCAAAACGGGUUGUGUUGAUGAAAAUGAUGAUAGUGAUGAUGAGUUUGAUAUUGAGGCUAUUACGAGUGGUAACGGAUAUACGAGGGAACUAGGACAAUAUGAUACUCCAACCAUUAGACAACCUUAUUCUGAUAAUAAUACAAGGGACUUUACUGCCGAAGAUGCCAUGUUACAAGAUGCUAAUAAUUUUGUGAAUGAAGCCAAUAGUGCUAUUUCAUUAGAUACAUCACCUAUUCCAGCAAUGGCAAACGAUAAUGCCGCAACUGACAAUGUCAGAAGUAGUGGUGCGGCAGAUUCUGCAGAAGGUAGAAACAUGAAGGAAUCUUUAGGGACCAUUUUCAGAUCAGACUCUCAAUGGUUUCAGAACUUUGACGAUAAUGUCUUGAAGCCUGUUUUUCUAGAUAGUAACCCACAGAAUUUCAAUAAUGGCAGUGAAGCCCAUGGCCUACAAAGCCCGAAGGGAUUUGAUUCAAGAUAA
Messenger RNA from Maudiozyma saulgeensis, 1944 nucleotides. The record is from the annotation of a GenBank genome assembly. Lineage: Eukaryota; Fungi; Ascomycota; Saccharomycetes; Saccharomycetales; Saccharomycetaceae.